ACGAUAGUUAUCCUGUCGUACCCCUCACCUCUUCUUCUGUAACUCGGCAAUAAAAACAGAGAAACCCCAUCGCCUCUCUCCCUUUGAGAGGUUCUGCAACACGGAGGUUGGAGAGAAGAACUUCCUUUGUUGGACCUUUUUAGGUUUUCUAGGGUUUUGGCUGUGGGGGAGAGAUCGAAGGGAAGAACUGUACAGGGAUUCUCAUGGGGAAAAAGAGGAAGUCUGACGCCACGCGCUUGGAUGAGGUCGAUCGGACGAUAUACACCACUUUCUGCAGCGCCGCGAAUUCGCUGUCGCAGCUUUAUACGCAGGCCAUGAAUCAUCAGAAGCUCGUGUUUCAAGCUGGAGAGCGUCAUGCAUUGGAUAAACUGUACCAAUGGAUCUUGAGGCAACAAGAGGAAGGAACAAGAGUGACGACAACAGAUAUACUAGCUUACCUGCAGAAUGAAAUUGAUUAUGGUGGAGAGGAGCCAUCAAUGUCCCCCAGGCAGCCAUUCCAAAAUCAACACUCUCAACCGACAAUGCACUUUGUGAACCCAGCAGGUGCCCAGAUAUCUUCUGGUUCGUUUGGGUUGGCUGCUGCUGGGCAAGGUCCUCGGUCUGUUCACUCUGAUAAUCAAGCUAAGAAUUCAGUCUUCUCAAAUGCUCUUUCAAGUCCAGUUCGCCGGAGCCUUCAGCACUAUCAUUUAACACAGGGAGGUUAUUAUCCUAAUAGUGGUAUGCCCUCUGGAAAUGUAGCCCGGAAUGUUGAAGCCAGCUUUUCUCAUCACCAAAACAGGGAUUCUAAUUCCCCCAGCUCCAACGAUUCCUCCAUGGACAUGCAUGCUGAUAGUCCUGGUCAUGAAUCUCCUUACUGAUGAGGUGCUUCACAGGUCGACUUCCAUUAUAUUGGUCAGUCUUGAAACAGAGCUGCAAUUCAGUCUCUAUUGGUUGCUGCAACUCCAUAUAGAUGAAAAAACAUGAUAUGAGAAAGGUUGCUGCUUGUGGAAAUAAGCAUGUGAUGCUUGUGUCUUGGCGUGCGGUUUGCAGAGCAUAAAAUUAGUGGAAUGUUCUCGUGGAAGAGAAUGCAAUGUGAUGGAUGCCAAAACCGUCAACUGAUUUGUUGAAAGGUUCUCUCCAAUCUUUUUGCUUUGGUGUUCUAUGUAUUAAAAAUAUUAGGUGCUCGUUUUGGAUUGUUUCUGGAUAUUUGGUAGUAGUCUUUACAGGUUCACAUUGACAGUGUUUAGUAAUAUUCUCUGAUGUUUUUUAGGAUGCCUUAUUGUAGUGAACUCUUUUCUAUGUUAUUAACGUCAUUGUAUUUGUAGAUAUGUACAUCGCC
Molecule: messenger RNA, 1318 nt
Organism: Nelumbo nucifera (sacred lotus)
Lineage: Eukaryota; Viridiplantae; Streptophyta; Magnoliopsida; Proteales; Nelumbonaceae
Source: RefSeq, a predicted model, not a curated record